Messenger RNA from Manis pentadactyla (Chinese pangolin), 1627 nucleotides. It is a transcript of the gene NRARP, whose product is annotated as NOTCH regulated ankyrin repeat protein. NCBI's taxonomy places the organism in Eukaryota, Metazoa, Chordata, Mammalia, Pholidota, Manidae. The transcript has a single exon. Gene Ontology annotation, molecular function: phosphatase regulator activity; enzyme inhibitor activity; protein binding. The record is from RefSeq and is a predicted model, not a curated record. Bases 339 to 683 code for a protein of 114 amino acids. Gene Ontology annotation, cellular component: cytoplasm.
GCAGGCGAAAGCAGUGGGGCGUGGGAGCCGCGUGGAGCCACCUCUGAACCGACCAGGACCCGGAGCGCGCAGCGCCGCCGCCCCAGCCAGCGUAACUUCUGCCCCCGUCGCCCGCCUGCCAGGGCGCGGCUGGAUGUGGCGGGGGCCCCGCGGCGGCGGCCCCCGGCCCCCAGCGCCCGGAGCGCCCAGGGCCGGCGUACGGCGCCCGGGGGCGCCGCGCCCUCCAUGCGCCAGGGCGCGCCCCGAGACAGCCGGGGGCCCGCGUCGCAGCCGCCGCCGCCGGCGCGGCGGCUCGCGCUGAGCCCCGGCCGGACCCGCGGCCUGCGCCUGGCGGCAGUAUGAGCCAGGCCGAGCUGUCCACCUGCUCGGCGCCGCAGACGCAGCGCAUCUUCCAGGAGGCCGUGCGCAAGGGUAACACGCAGGAGCUGCAGUCGCUUCUGCAAAACAUGACCAACUGCGAAUUCAACGUGAACUCUUUCGGGCCGGAGGGCCAGACGGCGCUGCACCAGUCGGUCAUCGACGGCAACCUGGAGCUCGUGAAACUGCUGGUCAAGUUCGGCGCCGACAUCCGCCUGGCCAACCGCGACGGCUGGAGCGCGCUGCACAUAGCCGCGUUCGGCGGCCACCAGGACAUCGUGCUCUAUCUCAUCACCAAGGCCAAGUACGCGGGCAGCGGCCGGUGAUGCCCGCCAGGACCCGGACCCCAGCCUCGACGCGGACCCGGACGCGGGCCCCGCGCGUGUCGUCUCUGCUGUACCUUCCCGCCAACUACCUCGGUGUGCGCCGGCCCCUGCGGCCACGGCGACGCCGGCGCGCACGUCCGCGCCCACGGGGGCCUCACGGGGCCCGCUGCCCCGGGUAGGCGCCCCCGCGCGACCGCCCGGACCCGCCCGAGAGCUUCCCACGGCCCCGCCCGCGCUUUGCGGGGGUGGGGGCGGGGCGCGGGCUCCAGCCCCUUUGAAAUCUGAGUCUCGCCACCACCAAGUUCGGAAUCCCGAGACACCGGAUCCUCCGCUCAAAAUGUUUUCUGCUGAAGGUGGAGGGCGGAUGGUGGACAAGCAGCGGACGCGCGGUGGAGGGGCGCCCGCAGCCCUAAACUAUUUAUCGUGUGUGUAGUGUAUUUGUGGGUGAGGUUCGUGUGCCUGACUGUUUUGUUUGAAAAGUAUGGUGCGUGGUCGUUGUGGAUAUGGGGGGAAUGGUGCAUUUUUUUUUUUUCCUAGUCUUAAAACUAAAAACUUGAGUCUGUCAUUUCUUGGUUGCACUGAAAAUACCUACCAGCCUGAUGGUGUUCCCGUGCUGGUCACUCCCUCCCCUCCCCCACCCGCCUCCCACGUCUCUGCCCUCCCCUCCUGACACACACACACACACACACGUGAGUUUGGAAGCCCUAGGCCUCCCUCCGUCAGCUCCUGAGAGAGGCCACCAUCCCCCAAACUUAGUUUUGCAAAGCGCGCGGAAGGCUGGGUGCUCGGGUGCGGCGGCGAUGGGGGAGGGGGAAUCGUACCUUUUCUAGUGUGUUCUCUUGUAGGUUACAGUCUUGCACACUUUUUUUUAAGUAAAUGGAUUUGCCACAAUUAAAUGUCAUAACAUUUAUGACAAAAUAUAAAAUAUUAACAUUUUAAGCCAA